This is a messenger RNA of Contarinia nasturtii (swede midge), 1754 nucleotides long. Its product is annotated as beta-arrestin-1-like. The transcript has 6 exons. NCBI's taxonomy places the organism in Eukaryota, Metazoa, Arthropoda, Insecta, Diptera, Cecidomyiidae. Gene Ontology annotation, molecular function: G protein-coupled receptor binding. Gene Ontology annotation, biological process: G protein-coupled receptor internalization; signal transduction. Bases 912 to 1754 code for a protein of 280 amino acids. The record is from RefSeq and is a predicted model, not a curated record. Gene Ontology annotation, cellular component: cytoplasm.
AUAAAUAAAGAGAAAAACAUAAAAUUUGUAUGCACAAACAUAUACUGAUGCAGUGUGCUAACAUAGUCAGUGUUAAGUCACUGACAUUUCAUAAACACAAUUGACAUUUUCGCGCAAUUUUAUUUUAUGUUAUACACAAGAAUAUAUGGAAUGGCAAGCAUAAAUAGUGUGUAAGGAGAGAGAAAGAGAGAGAGAGAGAGAGAAAAACAUUUUGACGCAUAGAACGCUCGGUUCAAUUUGAAAUUCCGAUUAGAUACAUCAACAAUUCCUUGCGAUUCUGUUUUCUUUCCAAAUUCGUCGUUGAAGUAAUACACAGGCAAAAUUUACGAGAGCGAACGAGAAACAAAAAAAAAAAACUAAAAUACCAAAUCGAACCAAAUGUGGAUCAUUGCUAUGUACUUUUCGGUGUGUUUUAUGUGAUUUUCAGUAUAGACAGAGAUAGAGAGAGAGAAAGAGAAAAAAAAGAAUAAAGCACACAUUCUAAAUCGGAUAACGAUUAAAAAAAUCAUACAGUUCAAAAGAGAAGUAAGAAAGAAACAGAACGCAUCGCAACGAACCUAGGAGAGCCAUAGCGUGUUUUGAUUCAUUUUUUUUUAAUAAAAUAUUUCAGAAAAUUGAAUUCCGAAUGGACAAUGGAUUGUUUUUAAAAACUCGCUCACUUCGAUAGUGUUGCAUUUUAAACAUUUGAAAAUAUGUUAUGGUAGUGUGUGCGUGUGUUUUCAAUUUCAAUUAUUAUUAUUUUUUGAUAUUGUCAGUAUAGUGUAUACGGUCAACAUAACUAACAGAUAAAUUCUAUCUUCCGAACACAGUACAUGUGAUAGAGAAUAAAAAAAAUCACUUCACUGUAGACUGUUCGCCGACCAUCACAACACCGGCAUCACGUAGCCAAUCAUUGUGCAUCAUUUUGGGAAAUGGAUAAACCAAUAGCGACUGGAUCACUGGCACCAUCGCCCGAUCCAGAUAUGGAUGAUGGCAGUUCAAAGCGACAAGCAACCAGAGUGUUUAAGAAAAGUUCGUCAAAUGGAAAGAUUACGGUUUACUUGGGAAAAAGAGAUUUUGUCGAUCACAUAUCUCAUGUUGAUGGGAUUGAUGGCGUUGUUUUAAUUGAUCCAGAUUAUGUGAAGGAUCGAAAAGUAUUUGGUAAUGUGUUGGCGGCAUUUCGUUAUGGUCGCGAAGAUUUAGACGUGUUGGGCCUAACAUUUCGAAAAGAUUUGUAUUUAGCACAAGAACAGAUAUAUCCGCAAAUAAAUAAGGACCGGCCAUUGACACGACUUCAAGAGCGUUUAAUAAAAAAAUUGGGAAAUUAUGCAUUUCCAUUUUAUUUUGAAGUACCACCACACUGUCCUGCAUCUGUUUCAUUGCAACCAGCACCAGGUGAUACAGGCAAACCUUGUGGUGUUGACUAUGAAUUGAAAGCAUUUGUUGGUGAUCUUAUCGAUGAUAAGCCGCAUAAACGGAAUUCAGUGCGAUUAGCCAUUCGUAAAAUCAUGUAUGCACCGUCGAAACUGGGCGAACAGCCUUCAAUUGAAGUUAGUAAAGAGUUUAUGAUGAAACCAAAUAAAAUCCAUUUAGAAGCUAGCCUUGACAAGGAGUUAUAUCAUCAUGGUGAAACAAUUUGUGUUAAUGUCCAUAUUGCCAACAAUUCGAAUCGAACCGUUAAAAAAAUAAAGGUUUCCGUGCGUCAAUUCGCUGAUAUUUGUCUAUUUUCAACGGCACAAUACAAAUGCACCGUUGCUGAAGUAGACUCAGAGUAA